Messenger RNA from Entelurus aequoreus (snake pipefish), 3880 nucleotides. RefSeq names its product hexokinase-1. The coding region runs from base 223 to 2982 and encodes 919 amino acids. The record is from RefSeq and is a predicted model, not a curated record. Gene Ontology annotation, molecular function: D-glucose binding; mannokinase activity; fructokinase activity. The transcript has 18 exons. Gene Ontology annotation, biological process: intracellular glucose homeostasis; glycolytic process; glucose 6-phosphate metabolic process. NCBI's taxonomy places the organism in Eukaryota, Metazoa, Chordata, Actinopteri, Syngnathiformes, Syngnathidae. Gene Ontology annotation, cellular component: cytosol; mitochondrion.
UGUGUGUAAGUGUGUGUGUGUGUAAGUGUGUGUCAGUCGCAGCCUAGCAAGCACGACCGCUGCUACCUCUGCAUUCCGGCUUUUCGAGUUGCCCUGCUCCGUCACACAAGCUCCGUUGCAGGGGACGGACCGAGGUUUGGGGCGGGGGGGGGACACCGGGCUUCCUGUGACCACUUCUUGACGACCCGAGCGGCUCGUGGACGCGACGCGCAGGCGGGCAGGAUGAUCGCGGCUCAGCUCCUGGCCUACUACUUCACCGAGUUGAAGGAUGACCAACUCAAAAAGAUCGACAAGUACCUCUACUCCAUGAGGUUCUCCGAUGACACGCUGAAGGAUGUCAUGAACCGCUUCCGCCGGGAGAUGGUGGACGGGCUGGGCCACGACACCAACCCCACCGCCACCGUCAAAAUGUUGCCCACCUUCGUCAGGUCCAUCCCGGACGGAUCAGAAAAGGGGGAUUUCAUUGCUCUGGACCUCGGCGGAUCCAACUUCCGGAUCCUGCGGGUCAAGGUGACCCAGGACAAAAAGCAACCGGUCCAAAUGGAAAGCCAGUCCUAUGACACCCCAGACAACAUCAUCCAUGGAAGUGGGACACAGCUCUUCGACCAUGUGGCAGAAUGCCUCGGGGACUUUAUGGAGAAACAGAAAAUUAAGGACAAGAAGCUGCCGGUUGGAUUUACAUUCUCUUUUCCCUGCGCCCAAACUAAACUGGAUGAGGCUGUUUUACUGACAUGGACAAAAAAGUUUAAAGCCAGUGGCGUGGAAGGCAUGGAUGUUGUGAAACUCCUCAACAAGGCAAUUAAGAAACGAGGGGACUACGACGCAGACAUCAUGGCCGUGGUGAACGACACCGUCGGCACCAUGAUGACGUGCGGAUUUGAUGAUCAGCGCUGUGAAGUGGGCAUCAUCAUUGGCACAGGAACCAAUGCCUGCUACAUGGAAGAGAUGCGUCACAUCGACCAGGUGGAGGGCGACGAGGGUCGGAUGUGCAUCAACACCGAGUGGGGGUCUUUUGGGGACGACGGCUCUUUAGAGGACAUUCGCACAGAAUUUGAUCGAGAGAUCGACAGGGGAUCCCUCAACCCAGGAAAGCAGCUCUUUGAAAAGAUGGCCAGUGGCAUGUACAUGGGAGAGCUGGUGCGACUCAUUCUGGUCAAGAUGGCCAAAGAGGGUCUACUGUUUGAGGGCCGGAUAACCCCUGAGCUCCUGACAAAAGGGAAGAUUGAGACCAAGCAUGUUUCUGCCAUUGAAAAGACUAAAGAAGGGCUAAAGAAGUGCAUGGAAAUCCUAACGAGGCUCGGGGUGGAGCCCUCGGAUGAAGACUGUCUGGCCGUGCAGCACGUGUGCACCAUUGUCUCAUUUCGCUCGGCAAAUCUUAUCUCUGCGACACUGGGGGGCAUUCUCUCUCGCCUUAAAGAGAACAAGGGCGUUGCUCGCCUGCGCACCACUGUGGGCAUUGACGGGUCCCUCUACAAGAUGCAUCCACAGUACGCCCGCCGUCUGCACAAGACGGUGCGUCGCUUGGUCCCAGACUCGGACGUCCGCUUCCUGCUGUCGGAGAGCGGCAGUGCUAAGGGCGCUGCCAUGGUGACAGCGGUGGCGUACCGCCUGACGGAGCAGUCUCGACAGAUCCAGCAGACCAUGGCCGAGUUCCGGCUCAGCAAGGCCCAACUGCUGGAGGUGAAGAAGCGGAUGCGGGUGGAGAUUGAAAGAGGCCUCAAGAAGGACACCCACAAGGAAGCGACCGUCAAAAUGUUGCCCACAUAUGUCCGAAGUACACCAGAUGGAACAGAGAAUGGAGAUUUCCUAGCUCUGGACCUUGGAGGGACAAAUUUCCGUGUCCUCCUGGUCAAGAUUCGCAGCGGGAAGAGGCGAUCAGUGGAGAUGCAUAACAAAAUCUACGCCAUUCCCAUAGAAGUUAUGCAGGGCACAGGCGAGGAGCUCUUUGACCACAUUGUGCACUGCAUCUCUGACUUUCUGGACUACAUGGGAAUGAAAAGCGCUCGUCUACCUCUGGGUUUUACUUUCUCCUUCCCUUGUCAUCAGACCAGUCUAGAUGCAGGAAUACUUGUGACCUGGACCAAAGGCUUCAAAGCGACAGACUGUGAGGGCGAAGAUGUGGUGGAGCUUCUGAGGGAUGCCAUCAAGAGGAAAGAGGAAUUUGAGUUGGAUGUGGUUGCUAUAGUCAACGACACAGUUGGCACCAUGAUGACCUGCGCGUACGAGGAACCCACCUGUGAAGUUGGCCUGAUUGCAGGGACGGGUAGUAACGCAUGUUACAUGGAGGAGACAAAGAAUAUUGAGAUCGUGGAGGGAAACCAAGGUCGUAUGUGCGUCAACAUGGAAUGGGGAGCAUUUGGAGACAAUGGAUGCUUGGAUGAUAUCAGGACCACGUACGACCAGGCGGUGGAUGAGAACUCGCUCAACGAAGGCAAACAACGGUAUGAGAAAAUGUGCAGUGGCAUGUACCUUGGAGAGAUUGUCAGGCAGAUUUUGAUUGAUCUGACCAAACGUGGAUUCCUGUUCCGGGGACAAAUAUCUGAAACGCUGAAGACCAGAGGCAUCUUUGAGACCAAGUUCCUGUCUCAGAUCGAGAGCGAUCGUCUGGCGCUGUUGCAGGUCAGAGCGAUCCUGCAGCAGCUGGGUCUGGACAGCACCUGUGACGACAGUAUCAUUGUCAAGGAGGUGUGCGGCACCGUGUCCCGCCGCGCCGCACAGAUCUGCGGGGCCGGCAUGGCCGCGGUGGUGGACAAGAUCCGCGAGAACCGAAAACUGGACCACCUGGAUGUGACCGUGGGUGUGGACGGAACGCUCUACAAGCUGCAUCCACAUUUCUCGCGGAUCUUCCAUCAAACGGUGAAGGAACUUUCCCCCAAAUGCGACGUCAACUUCCUGCUGUCGGAGGACGGUAGCGGGAAGGGAGCCGCCCUCAUCACGGCGGUGGGCUGCCGCCAGAGGGAGUUGGAGGCUCAGCAGCACUGAGACGCUCGCCUCGCCUCGGAGGAUAUCGACCCGCUGCGCCAUCGCCACCUUCCACCCGCCGCAAAACCACCCCGCCUAAGCCUAACAGCCGUGACUCCACCUCUGCACCCCCUACAGUCAGGGUGGCGUGCUUACAAAGCACAGCCAACUCGCAGCCACUGCUAAGUAUUUAUUUCUACUGCACCAGCAGCUUUCUUGCGUUCCUGUUUGUGCUUUGUCCCAAUCGGAUCUAACCUCCUUAGCCAUGUAAUAUUUGUGUAUUGCUAAUUUUAUUUUUAUAUGGAGGCAAAUAUAUGACUGUAUUUAUAUAGCUGAGGCCACUUUGGAUCCCAGAGGUCAUUAGCAUUUUACACCGCUGAGACAAGAAAACACCUGCACUUUUUAUACGAGAGGUAUAUGGCCGCGGCGUUCCCGUGUAACUUCCAAACGCCGGAUGUCGUCCUCGCCAAACCAACAUAGCCGUUUUUACAGGUAGCACGCUGCAGAGGCUUGAACGCACGAGUCACGGCUGUCGGAUUCCUCCUCAUGACAUCACGUGCUACUGUACGUUUCUGACCCGCUGUCGUGUGUCUGUCCAUGUACCUCACGUGUUCGAGUCCUCCGGCGGAAGAGUUAGCGUAAACUUUAGAACUACUUGUGAACUACUAAGCUUUGUUGUCGUGAUCAAUCCAUGCUUAACGGGCCCAGGGAGAAGUGGAACAAUACCGCGAGCGCUUUAUCGUGUAUUUGUGACAAGAGUGUACGUGUGUCCGACCUGUAAGCUUUCAAUGUCCAAAGCUCCGUGGAGACUGCAUGCCUUACACUCAGACCCGGGGGUCUUUCUGUUUGUUUCACAUGGGUAAAGAGUUGUGAUGGACACCGUGAAAGUCAGUUCAUGAUUAAAUUAUAUUUUGUUGUG